ACCUUGCUGAAACGCCAGAAUAUAUGAUAGAAUUAUAUAAACUUGUAAAUAAUAAAAAUGCUUUACCUGGAAGCACAUAUCCAUAUAAUUCAUUUGCGAUUCGAAGUUAUAUGGAAUUAAAUACGUCUUUUGCCCGAACACAUUUUGUGUUUGGUAUUAGUUCUAAUGAAUUGGAGUAUUUAAAGACAGCAAACAUUUUAGAAGCUGAAUUGCGGAUUUAUAGAUUAUGGGUUAAUUUAGAAGAUGAAACUUUUGCACCAUUGAUAACACCCCCGUAUUUUUUAUUAAAAGUAUAUCAAGUAACGGAUAUCGAGCAUCUUGAAACACCAGAUAUUCAGAUUUUAUUGAACGUUCAUUAUGUAAGCUAUUUUAACUUUGGAUGGCAAAUUUUUAAUAUUAAAUCAGCUUUACAAUCUUGGAUAUCAGGAGAUAAACCAAAUCUAGGAUUAUUGAUAAUUGCAACCACUUUGUUUGGAGAUAAUUUAUGUGUUGAAUUUUCACGACGUGAUUUUCAAGAAAAUGUUUUGCAACCUAUUGUGAUUGUAUAUGAAGGUAAAACGAAGGACUUGUCAUCACAAAAUUUGAAAUCAGAUGAAAAUGUAUAUUCGAGUAUAAAUAAUUAUUCAAAGAUCAAAAUUGACACAACUACAUUGCCAUGCCAACGAAAUGAUUUUUAUAUCAAUUUUACAACACUAGGAUGGUCAGAUUUUAUUUUAGAACCAAUUGCGUAUAAUGCAUAUCGUUGUACUGGAAAUUGUAAAUAUUCAUUAAAUUUCAAAUGGACAAAUUAUGCAGCUAUAAAAACAUUAUUAUAUGAAUUAAAAAUGGAUAAUGUAACGAAUUCAUGUUGUGUACCAAAUGCAUUAAUGCCUUUAAAUAUUUUAUAUUAUUCAGAUUUAAAUACUAUUAUUUUGAAACGAUAUGAUCAGAUGAUUAUAGAAGAUUGUACGUGUAAAUAA
This is a messenger RNA of Chrysoperla carnea, 959 nucleotides long. Its product is annotated as bone morphogenetic protein 7-like. Bases 24 to 959 code for a protein of 311 amino acids. Gene Ontology annotation, biological process: SMAD protein signal transduction. The transcript is spliced from 3 exons. The record is from RefSeq and is a predicted model, not a curated record. NCBI's taxonomy places the organism in Eukaryota, Metazoa, Arthropoda, Insecta, Neuroptera, Chrysopidae. Gene Ontology annotation, molecular function: growth factor activity; cytokine activity. Gene Ontology annotation, cellular component: extracellular region.